Messenger RNA from Leopardus geoffroyi (Geoffroy's cat), 3067 nucleotides. It is a transcript of the gene PADI1, whose product is annotated as peptidyl arginine deiminase 1. The transcript is spliced from 16 exons. Gene Ontology annotation, molecular function: protein-arginine deiminase activity; calcium ion binding. Bases 146 to 2137 code for a protein of 663 amino acids. The record is from RefSeq and is a predicted model, not a curated record. Gene Ontology annotation, cellular component: cytoplasm. Lineage: Eukaryota; Metazoa; Chordata; Mammalia; Carnivora; Felidae.
GCAGCUCAUCAGGUCACAGGGUGAAAUUAAAAGGGAGGAGGAAAUCACCGACCCAUCAGAAUGUGCGCUCCUUCCUGGUGACUUGGUGCCCAGGAGAGGAGCUGGGGAGACAGGGCGCGCCGAGGCCGGGAGCCAGGGGCGCAGGAUGGCCCUGCAGAGAGCGGUGCAGCUGUCCCUGAAGAAGCCCACCUAUGCCGUGUGUGUGGUGGGAGUCGAGACGUACGUGGACGUUCACAGUGAUGUGCCCAAGGGUGCCGAGACCUUCGGGGUCUCCGGGAGCCCCGGAGUGGAGGUGUUCGUGAUCUAUGACCCAGCACGGGUGACAGUGCCCACAGGCAAGACCCGCUGGCCCCUGGACGCCAACGUGGACGUGACCGUAUCCGUGGACGCGGCCAGUAAGGCCUUACAUGAUCUCAAGGUGAAGGUCUCCUACUUCGGGCGGCAGGAGGCUGGCGCCCUGGGCCAUUGCGUGCUUUACCUUACCACUGUCGACGUGUCCCUGGACGUCGACACGGGUCGCACGGGCAAGGUGAAGAGGAACCACGACGACAAGAAAACCUGGCGCUGGGGCCCUGAGGGCUAUGGGGCUGUCCUGCUGGUGAACUGUGACCGGGACAGUGUCGUGUCCGCGGGGCCCGACCUCACCAACAGCCAGCUGGCAACACUGGAUGACCUGCAGGACAUGUCCCCCAUGGUGCUGAGCUGCGACGGCCCAGACAGCCUCUUCGACACCCACAAGCUGGUCUUGGAUGUGCCGUUUUCUGAUUCCAGAAGAGUGGGGGUCUUCUGCGCUAGGGGUGGGACUUCCCUUGAGGACUACAAGCAGGUACUGGGACCUCAGCGUCUGUCCUACGAAGUUGAGCGGCAGCCGGGGGAGCGGAAGAUCAGCUUCUUUGUGGAGGGACUCGCCUUCCCCGACGUUGAUUUCUUGGGGCUGGUCUCCCUCAGUGUCAGCCUGGUGGACACGGGGACUCUGCCUGAGGUGCCCCUCUUCACAGACACCGUGGCCUUCCGCGUGGCCCCCUGGAUCAUGACCCCCAACACCCAGCCCCCCCUGGAGCUGUACGCGUGCAGUGUGGUAGACUCCCAUGGCUCAAAUAAGAAAUUUCUGGAAGACAUGUCUGACCUAGCGUUGAAAGCCAACUGCAAGCUGGUCAUCUGCCCUCAGAUUGAAAAUCGAAAUGACCGCUGGAUCCAGGACGAGAUGGAGUUUGGCUACACCGAGGCCCCUCACAAGGCCUUCCCAGUGGUCUUUGACUCUCCCCGAAACAGAGGCCUGAAGCAUUUCCCCUACAAGCGGAUCCUGGGUCCCGACUUUGGAUAUGUAACCCGGGAGAUCCUCUUCGCUGGUGCCUCUAGCCUUGACUCUUUCGGCAACCUGGACGUCAGCCCGCCCGUCACGGUGGGCGGCAAGGAGUACCCGCUCGGCCGGAUCCUCAUCGGCAGCAGCUUCCCCAAGUCCGGUGGGAGGCGAAUGGCCAAGGUGGUGCGGGACUUCCUCCAGGCCCAGCAGGUACAGGCGCCCGUGGAGCUCUAUUCCGAUUGGCUCUCCGUGGGCCACGUGGACGAAUUCCUGAGCUUUGUGCCCACCUCGGACCAAAAGGGCUUCCGGCUGCUUCUGGCGAGCCCCAUCGCUUGCCUCAAACUGUUCCAACAGAAGAAAGAGGAGGGGUACGGGGAGGCGGCCCAGUUUGACGGGUUAAGACACCGAGUGAACAGAAGCAUUAAUGAGAUGCUGGCCGACAGUCGCCUCAGGAGGGACAGCCUCUACGCGCAGAAAUGCAUCGACUGGAACCGGGAGGUGCUGAAGCGGGAGCUGGGCCUGACCGAGCGGGACAUCGUGGACAUCCCCCAGCUCUUCUUCCUGAAGGGCUCCCACGCGGAAGCCUUCUUCCCUGACAUGGUCAACAUGGUGGUCUUAGGCAAGCACCUGGGCAUCCCCAAGCCCUUCGGGCCCAUCAUCGACGGCCGCUGCUGCCUGGAGGAGAAGGUGCGGUCCCUGCUGGAGCCCCUGGGCCUCCGCUGCAUCUUCAUCGACGACUAUUUGUCCUACCACGAGCUGCUGGGGGAGAUCCACUGUGGCACCAACGUGCGCCGGCAGCCCUUCUCCUUCAAGUGGUGGCACAUGGUGCCCUGAGCCCCCCUCCACCCGCCGUCCUCUCUGCCCACCUGCCAGGGAGCCCCACCGGGGAAGGGGGCGAGGAACUUCCACCCGGCCCCCGUCCUCGUGGGGGAGCCUCGGGCGCUUCUCCUCGAGUGCCUGCGAACGUGCUGGCCACCGCAGGCCCCGGGACGCAGCGACGGACGCCCACACCCUCACCUCUGGAGUGGCCUGCACAGCCCGAGAGGGACCGUCCUCAUUCCUCCCUCCCUCUUCCCGAUCCGCCACUCCCAGAGGUUCUGGAAAAGAGCAACGGCCUCAGCACGUUCAAGGGCAGCCGCGCGUGGCCGCGGCUGUGCCCGACUUUGAGUCACUCUCCCUCUGUUCUCCUAUUCCUCUCGCGGGUCUGCACCGGGAACGGCAUCCAUGGGGCCUGGGCUCAGAGGCAGGGGCCUGGGUCCAGGCCGUCUGUGGUUCUUGUAAGAGCAGGUGCAGGGAGGCGAGGCAGCCUCUUUUCCCGACCAGCUGUCCUCUCCUGCAGGGGACCCUCAAGAUGUGACCUCCCAGCACCCCUCAGCCAUAUUUAUAGAGGCAAAUAAGGACGGGAAAACCUAGCAUGUGGGGGCCUGCUUUAAAAAGAAAAGGCAACAAAAACCCUUUAAUACCUGACUCCGUCCUCAGAAGGGUGCUUGUUACCUGUUGAGAAGGCCUUUAAUUACGAGUGCUGGCUGCUUCUGCCCCGAAACGCUGAGAGGCCAGAGAGAGGCCUCAGGAGGGCACACGCAAGGAAGGCUGGCAGGCGGGAGGCCAGGAUGGUAAAGGGGGCCGAGGCAUGAGGACAAACGGUGGGGCCUGGCCUCUGUGUCUUAGGUCUCCCCACUUCCGAUUCUGGACUCUGGAUGUGAAGGGGGCUGGCCGUUCCAGAUGUCACAGGGGAUAGGAGCCCAGAUGUUAGAAGGGGGGGGG